Messenger RNA from Talaromyces marneffei, 768 nucleotides. RefSeq lists its product as uncharacterized. The record is from RefSeq and is a predicted model, not a curated record. The transcript has 3 exons. Gene Ontology annotation, molecular function: heme binding; monooxygenase activity; oxidoreductase activity, acting on paired donors, with incorporation or reduction of molecular oxygen. NCBI's taxonomy places the organism in Eukaryota, Fungi, Ascomycota, Eurotiomycetes, Eurotiales, Trichocomaceae. The coding region runs from base 1 to 768 and encodes 255 amino acids.
AUGGACUCCCCCCGCGGCUGCCUGCCCCUAGAAUGGAUGCGCACGAUCCCCAACGACGGUCUAAUCCAUCUCCACUACUCGUUCAAACGUAGCGAUCUCGUCGCCACGAAUCAUCAAGCUUUGCAGGACAUCAUGAGCACAAACACCUAUAACUUUGAGAAGCCAUGUCGCCUUACACUCGAUAUCAUUGGGCCCGUAGCAAUGAGCUGCGACUUUCAAUCUUUACUCAAUAAAGAGAAUAAAAUCGCUGACAACUUUCUCGAAAUCCUAAACCCGUCUCGCGAGAAGUUGAUCUUCCUGAGUGUUAACGUCAUCCUGCCUCAAUGGAUUGCGCAUCGCAUACACUUGCGACUAAACAGAGUGAUCGAUCAAGAGACCGGGUUUCUGCGCGCUGUAUGCCAUGACAUCGUCCUCGAGAAGCGGGAGGCACUCAAAUCGCACAAAGUUGAUACAAAGGCAUUAGAGGCUGAUAUUUUCGGCACGAUCAUGCUCCGUGGAGAGUUCUCAGAUGAUGAGUUGGUGGAUCAGAUGUUGACGUUUUUGGCUGCGGGGCAUGAAACAACUGCAAGGGCCCUGACAUGGGCCUGUUAUCUCCUCUGUCAGCAUCCCGACAUACAGAGUCGUCUUCGGGAAGAAAUCUACACCACAAUCCCCUCCGCUGAACACGCCAUAACAUGGAACCAACUUGAAUCCAUGUCCUUGCUGAACGGGGUCUGCGAAGAAGUCCUCCGCCUCUACCCCACCGUCCCUGCCACAAUCCGCGAAUAA